CGGUCUGUGGAAAGCGGAAGUGGGAGAGGAGUUGGGCGCCGCUUCUGUGGCCGCUGCAGUGUCCUGGUAAUGACAUGGCAUCUGCCAGCUCCAGCCGGGCAGGGGUGGCCCUGCCUUUUGAGAAGUCUCAGCUUAUCCUGAAAGUGGUGUCAGCAAAGCCCAAGGUGCAUAGUCGUCAACCUCGAAUUAACUCGUUUGUGGAAGUGGCUGUGGAUGGACUCCCCAGCGAGACCAAGAAGACUGGAAAGCGAAUUGGGAGCUCUGAGCUUCUCUGGAACGAGAUCAUCAUUUUGAAUGUCACAGCCCAGAGUCAUUUAGACCUGAAGGUCUGGAGCUGCCACACCUUGAGAAAUGAACUGCUAGGCACCGCCUCCGUCAACCUCUCCAAUGUCCUGAAGAACAAUGGGGGCAAAAUGGAGAACACACAGCUGACCCUGAACCUGCAGACAGAGAACAAAGGCGGUGUUGUCUCGGGUGGUGAGCUGACAAUUUUCCUGGACGGGCCGACUGUUGAUCUGGGAAGCGUGCCUAAUGGCAGUGCCGUGACGGAUGGUCCACAGCCCCCUUCGAGAGAAUCCAGCGGGACAGCCGUCGCUCCAGAGACCCGCCACCAGCCCCCCAGCACAAACUGCUUUGGUGGGAGAUCCCGGACGCACAGACAUUCAAGUGGUUCAGCCAGACCAGCCACAGCAGCCGGAGAGCAGAGCCCCGGUACUAGCAGCCGGCACCACCAGCCCGUCAAGAACCCGAGCCACAGUGGCUUGGCCAAUGGCACAGUGAAUGACGAACCCACUGCAACCACUGAUCCCGAAGAACUGUCUGUUGUUGGUGUGGUGUCCCCGCCUGUUGCAGUGUCCAGUGUGACCCCGAACCCCACCACUGCGGCUAUCCCUGCCACGGCCACGCCGGCCGAAGGGGAGGAGCCCAGCACUUCGGUCACUCAGCAGUUCCCCGCAGCUGCCCAGGCCCCCGAUGCUCUGCCUGCUGGAUGGGAGCAGCGAGAGCUCCCCAAUGGGCGUGUCUAUUAUGUUGACCAUAACACCAAGACCACCACCUGGGAGCGGCCUCUUCCUCCAGGCUGGGAGAAACGCACAGACCCCCGAGGCAGGUUCUACUAUGUGGACCACAAUACCCGGACCACCACAUGGCAGCGCCCCACAGCCGAGUACGUGCGAAACUACGAGCAGUGGCAGUCCCAACGCAACCAGCUCCAGGGCGCCAUGCAGCACUUCAGCCAAAGAUUCCUCUACCAGUCUUCAAGUGCUUCCACUGACCAUGACCCACUGGGCCCGCUCCCUUCUGGCUGGGAGAAGAGACAGGACAACGGACGGGUGUAUUACGUGAACCACAACACACGCACAACCCAGUGGGAAGACCCUCGCACCCAGGGGAUGAUCCAGGAGCCGGCUCUGCCCCCAGGGUGGGAGAUGAAGUACACCAGCGAGGGGGUGCGCUACUUCGUGGACCACAAUACCCGCACCACCACCUUUAAGGAUCCUCGCCCGGGGUUUGAGUCAGGGACGAAACAAGGUUCCCCUGGCGCCUACGACCGAAGUUUUCGGUGGAAGUAUCACCAAUUCCGUUUCCUCUGCCAUUCAAAUGCUCUCCCCAGCCAUGUGAAAAUCAGUGUUUCCAGGCAGACACUUUUUGAGGAUUCUUUCCAACAGAUCAUGAACAUGAAACCCUAUGACCUGCGCCGCCGGCUCUACAUCAUCAUGCGUGGCGAGGAGGGCCUGGACUACGGGGGCAUCGCCAGAGAGUGGUUUUUCCUCCUGUCCCAUGAGGUGCUCAACCCCAUGUACUGUUUAUUUGAAUAUGCCGGGAAGAACAACUACUGCCUGCAGAUCAACCCUGCCUCCUCCAUCAACCCUGACCACCUCACCUACUUCCGCUUUAUCGGCCGAUUCAUCGCCAUGGCUCUGUACCAUGGAAAGUUCAUUGAUACAGGCUUCACACUUCCUUUCUACAAGCGGAUGCUAAACAAGAGACCAACCCUGAAAGACCUGGAAUCCAUUGACCCCGAAUUCUACAACUCUAUUGUCUGGAUCAAAGAGAACAACCUGGAGGAGUGCGGCCUAGAGCUGUACUUCAUCCAGGACAUGGAGAUCCUGGGCAAGGUGACGACCCAUGAGCUGAAGGAAGGGGGCGAGAGCAUCCGAGUGACAGAGGAGAACAAGGAAGAGUACAUCAUGCUGCUGACUGACUGGCGUUUCACCCGGGGCGUGGAAGAGCAGACCAAAGCCUUCCUGGACGGCUUCAACGAGGUGGCCCCCCUGGAGUGGUUGCGCUACUUUGACGAGAAAGAGCUGGAGCUGAUGCUGUGCGGCAUGCAGGAGAUAGACCUGAGCGACUGGCAGAAGCACACCAUCUACCGGCACUACACCAAGAACAGCAAGCAGAUCCAGUGGUUCUGGCAGGUGGUGAAGGAGAUGGACAACGAGAAGAGGAUCCGGCUGCUGCAGUUUGUCACUGGGACCUGCCGCCUGCCUGUUGGGGGAUUCACUGAACUCAUCGGUAGCAAUGGCCCACAGAAGUUUUGCAUUGACAAGGUUGGCAAGGAAACCUGGCUGCCCAGGAGCCACACCUGUUUCAACCGGCUGGACCUGCCGCCAUACAAGAGCUACGAACAGCUGAAGGAGAAACUGCUGUACGCUGUUGAGGAGACCGAGGGCUUUGGACAGGAGUAACUGAGGCUGUCCCCCACCCCCAGCCCCCAGCACAUGUGUAGUCUUCAGUCCUCCUUGCCCGAGAGGCUGCUGGCCCUGUAGCCCCCGGGAGGCCCCUGCGGAUGGUCGUCCCGUGUAGGACCACACUGUCAUCAGGCUGGUGGCAGCAGAGCCUGACCUCAACAGGCCCUGCCCUGCCUUUCGUUCUUCCCCACUGGUGGCAGUCUGGAAUAAAGCCCCCAUGUCACCCUUGGCCCCAUCAGCCAUUGCAAAGUCUAGAGGGCUGACCUUCUCUGGAAAACUCAUCCUUCUCCCUUGAGACCAACCCUAGGUUUGUGUGAGUGUGCAAGGGAGGGUGCCCUGUGCUGAAGCCCUGGGCCUCACAGGCUGGUUAGGUGAGAGGGAGACUAGCCAUUUGGGGUAGCUGUUCUGGGCUGAGGAAGCCCAGGGUCUUUGUCAGUAAAAGAGGUUCUAUUUUGUAUAGAACUUUUCCAGUAAUCUAUAUAAAUGAAGGUCUGAGGGAGGGGAGCUCUGGACCAAGGUCAGCUCUUGUUCCUGGCUAGCCAGCUCCAGCCAAGGAGGCCGAGCAGCAUGGCCGCGCUCCACUCAGUGCAGCCAGCUCCAGCCAUAGGGGCCGAGCAGCACGGCCCCGCUCCACUCAGUGCUGGCCAGUGUGUCCCCGCCAGCAGGCAGAGGGUCGUUACCAGCUGCUGGGAUGUCAGGGGAUGGAAACGCCCUCAGAUUUUCCUCUCCCUUUUACAUAAACUUGAAGUAUUCUGUG
This is a messenger RNA of Budorcas taxicolor (takin), 3447 nucleotides long. It is a transcript of the gene WWP2, whose product is annotated as WW domain containing E3 ubiquitin protein ligase 2. NCBI's taxonomy places the organism in Eukaryota, Metazoa, Chordata, Mammalia, Artiodactyla, Bovidae. Bases 75 to 2687 code for a protein of 870 amino acids. The transcript is spliced from 24 exons. Gene Ontology annotation, molecular function: protein binding; ubiquitin protein ligase activity. The record is from RefSeq and is a predicted model, not a curated record. Gene Ontology annotation, biological process: regulation of monoatomic ion transmembrane transport; negative regulation of transcription by RNA polymerase II; protein K63-linked ubiquitination.